Boleophthalmus pectinirostris (great blue-spotted mudskipper) is the source of this 4189-nucleotide messenger RNA. Its product is annotated as serine/threonine-protein kinase MARK2-like. Bases 2571 to 3020 code for a protein of 149 amino acids. NCBI's taxonomy places the organism in Eukaryota, Metazoa, Chordata, Actinopteri, Gobiiformes, Gobiidae. The record is from RefSeq and is a predicted model, not a curated record. The transcript is spliced from 2 exons.
UGUACAUUUUUGUACAAGGUCCACCCACAAUCCAUGCUCAUAACAAGUCUCCAAAAACAGACAAAAGCAAGAUGGAAAACUACAACUAGACAAACCUGAUGUGAUGUGCUGUAGUUUCUUUAGCGGGAUGCACGCUGAUUGUGUUGUGACAGCGCUCUGCAGGGGGAGUUACUUAACUCUUCCAUUAUUGUUCUAAUGUUGUUUCUUCAUCACAAACACACCUGGAUUUGUGUUUAGUUUUAUUUACACACGUUUAACACACAAACUCUCCAGCUUUUGGCUGAGUUCUUCCCUCAAACUAAAUGCACUAUUCCUUCUUAUGUCAUUAAAUGGUAAAUCAGGAAAUGCCCCAUAGUGUUUUUAAACCCCAUACAUCUACAGUUAAAUCAUUUGGAUCAUUUCAGCCCUGGUAUUCCUUAACUUUGAAGUUGCAGCUAUUGUUUUAGCUUCAUCGAAGCUGCUUCUCUCCUCAGUGCACCAGCAGAUGUUACACACUUUCUAUUGACAAUCUCAACUGAACAAAUGGAAUAAAAGCAACAACUUUUAAAGACUAUUCUAUUCCAGUAUUGUAUAGUAAAGCAGUUCAAGUGAGGCCACCUGUUCACCUCAACACUACCAUUCAAUGACAUCACAGGGUGGAGCAUUUUGACAUUGGGGUUGCAGAUGUGUAGAAUGUAGGAAUACUCAAACGUGUGAACGAAACAAAACACAAGUCCAGGUGUGUGUUUGUGGAGGGAGCAGCAUUAGAACAUGACUAAAAGCUCUCAAGUCAGUUUAGCGUAAUAUAGGACCGAUGAUAAAUGUUUUUUUUAUGCUUUAGACAAGCAGGUGACUGACCCUCCACCCAAAAAGUUCCACACUGCACAUUUUAAAGCGUGUUUUUCUUGUAAAUGUUGUGGAGGAGGCCUGAGCGAGUGUCUCUGUGUCUGGACCGUGGGCAGUCGUGCUCUGGUAAAGACAAACCUGGUUCCAUAGUUCUGAAGCUGUGACUAACAGUGCUGGUGCUGUGGACCGCACUUUUCCCUCAGGCGGACAUGUUGGGGUCCUCAUGGAAACGACUAACCUGUCAAAGACAAAAUGGCUCCUUCAAUGUGCAGUUUCUCUGAUCUCGCCCUGUUCUCCUCAUGUCGCUUUGAUUUAACCAUGUUUUGUUUCAGGAGUCAUGUGAUCCUGCUUCUUUAGCCGGAGCCACACACACACACACACACACACACUGUCCUCUGUGUGUGUGUGUCUGCAUGUGUGUGUGCGCAUUUGUGUGUGUGUGCUCUGUGUCUGCGUGUGUGUGAGAGUGUGAGAGUGUGAGAGUGUGUGAGUGUGUGAGUGUGAGUGUGAGUGUGAGUGUGAGUGUGAGUGUGAGUGUGAGUGUGAGAGUGAGAGUGAGAGUGAGAGUGAGAGUGAGAGUGAGAGUGAGAGCAGGCCUGAAGACUCCCCUGGACCCUUGCUCCUUCUGUUCCAUCUCCAUCAUCAUUCAUGUGGUCCAGAAGAGCUCCUCUGUGUUUUUAAAGUUCACACACCUUCACCGCACCUGCUCUGAUCCAUUCUGCUUAAAGCCGCACUGUGUAACUUUCCUGAUGGAAGGUGAUUUCUGUGGAGAUUGUUGCUUUGCCUGGAAUGUUCUUCAGUAGACAGUGUUUGUGUUCUAUUAUGUUCUAGGUGAGAUCUGCACCAAUGCUGUACUGCGGAACAUUCCAGUGCAAUGCAAUGUCCUUCCAUGGAAACAAACAAGUGCCAGACCUCCACCAGAAAAGCUGCACAUUGCAUCUUUAAAGCACCUCAGUGAGACGCGGAUGUAGUAGGUUGUACAGACACAAGUGAAGUCAACCCAAAGUAUCUGUAAAAGUCUCAUGAGAGUUUAUUAAAAGUGGCCACAGUAGAUAGAAGAAGCAGCCGGGCCUGACCGGUGCACAGGUCCAGAGGAGUCCAGGCACGAGUGCACGGGGCGCAGAUGGGACAUGACGGGUGUAAAGUCCCAGUGUAAAGACUAAACUUGUUGAUUUUUUUCGAGGAGUCCGUAUGAGGGAGAGGGUCGGGAUGAGGGCAGCAGGUGAGACCCAGCAGCAAACGCUCGUCAAACCUAGACAAACUAGACAACCGUAGCCUGGAGCCAAUCAGAGGCUGGUGUGAAUGCAGGGGGCGGGACCGGCUGUGGCUGUGAUGGUGGUGGGAGACAGGAAGUGUGUCUUUUUGAGCCAAUCAGGGGCCGGGAUGAUCCUGCAUGGAGGGGUGUGUGUCGGGACCUGAUCGCAGUCCAUGUGUCUGUGUGGGAUGGGGCGGGGGUCAAGAGCAACAACUGUCAAUCAUAAAACUCUCAUCACAAGUAGACGGGGCAUCUGGAGUAAAGCCUCUGGACGUCCUGUUCUCCAUGAUGAGUGGACACUGCUGUCAGGACACUCUGGGUCAACACAGACACAUGGGCUCCUUAAAUUGACUCGUCUCCCUCAUUUCCAUCUCCUUGUGUGUCCUGCCUGUGUCCUGUGUAGUUUUGCUAUGAUAACUCUGUGUCCUUCUGACCAACUGUCCUCUCUCCUGUCCACUGUGGUCCUCUGGGUGCAUGUCCUCACAGGUCCAUGCUGAGCAGCACUGUGGACAAAAAUGAGAAGACCUCCGGUGGAGUCCUGUCCUCCAACAAUGACGAGAACAACUCCUCCCCUGGCUCUGGAAACACAGGUGGGACAGGCACCCCUCCCGCCAUCGGGGGGCAGAAGGACUCGGCCAAACCGCGCUCCCUGCGUUUCACCUGGUCCAUGAAAACCACCUCGUCCAUGGAGCCGUCGGAGAUGAUGCGCGAGAUCCGCAAAGUGCUGGACUCCAACAGCUGCGAGUACGAGCUGCGCGAGCGCUACAUGCUGUUGUGCGUGUCGGGGAACCCGGCGCGGGACGACUUUGUGCAGUGGGAGAUGGAGGUGUGCAAACUGCCACGCCUCUCGCUCAACGGAGUCCGCUUCAAACGCAUCUCCGGAACCUCCAUCGCCUUCAAGAACAUUGCCUCAAAGAUCGCCAACGAGCUCAAACUGUGAGCGCGCCAGUCCAAGCAGGAGGAGAGCGUUAAGGGCACUGAAAUGGAGACCUAAGCUAACGCGAAUGCUGAAGCUAACACUGAAGCUGGGCCCACGUGGGGAUUGUUGUGUGGACACUGUAGGGUUCUUCCUGCUGUUCUCUGCAUGUCUGCCCUCUGCCCAUGACCACUCCUCCUCCUGUAUUUAUUCUGUUGUUCACGGUUCUGCUUUGGGCUGGACUGAGGACUCAAAUCCUGGACUUUCCACACGACCGGCGAGUCCGGACUGAACAAGCCCUUCAACAGCACAAGCACAUCUUCAUCACUCCUCCUCCUCAGCACAGUUCCCCCCACAGGCCUUUUUGUUACUUUGACAUGAUUUUAGUUUCUUUUCUUGCUUGUUUAAAAGUUGUGCACUGGAAAAGAUGGGCAUAUCAGACGUUAAGGGGAGAGUUGUAGAUUCAUUGUUGCCUUUUCUUUGAAGAAUUUUUUUUUUCACAAAGUCAGCACAUAAUCACUUCGUGUUGGCGUGACGCCUUCACAUUGAGCGGUUUGCUUUGGGCCCUCAAGCGUUCCAAAUAUACUGGGCAGUUCAUGUGUGACUAUAUCUACACCGAUCACUGGACUAAGCCAAAUCUACAUGAUGAGUGGUGACAUGUUCUGCUUUUUUGAUUUGACCCUAUAUUUUCGUGCUUUGUACAGACUGAUGUUGGAGGCUGACGUUGGAGGCUGGUGUGGUCAUUGCUGCCUUGUGUUGCACCUUUCACAUGUGGAGGCGGAGCAGGUGGAGAGACUGUCACUCAUGAAGGGGUCACAGAACCUAACACUUUGUUUCUCACGAUGACACUGUCCUUUUCGACCUGUUUGAGUUUAGACCCAUGGAGAUUUGUUCUUUUAAACGCUGAUCUUUGUAUAAGGUGCUGGGGAUCGGAUUCUAAUGAUAUUUCCGGCUUUUGCUGUUAUAUUCUCUUUCAGGGUUGAUUUCUUUUACAUUUUUGUUUUACAUUGCUGUAAUUGACAUGAUUUUAACUGUGUUUUGAGCAAACUGUAUCUGUAGUGGUGGGGAUUGGGUUGGGGGUGAUCAGCUCCUGAAAAAUGUAUUUGUUUUGUUUUCUUUUUGUGCAAAGCAAAGACAAAAUGAUGAAAAAUUACAAUGAUAGUAAUAAAAACAAUGAUAUAAUAAUGACCGUA